Spirometra erinaceieuropaei is the source of this 10728-nucleotide messenger RNA. The record is from the annotation of a GenBank genome assembly. NCBI's taxonomy places the organism in Eukaryota, Metazoa, Platyhelminthes, Cestoda, Diphyllobothriidea, Diphyllobothriidae.
AUGUUUGAAGACGAACCGGCUCUGAUACGGUGCCUUCCCGAAUUAAACACCCUUCGCAUCAGGGGCAAACUAACCGACCUCUCCAUCGACGUACGUGUCUAGCACGAUUCUUUCACACUCAUUUCAUUUCAAGCUACAAGACAACGUCGCACUGCCUGUGCACAAGGUAAUUUUGAUCUCCAGGGUACCCUCGCUGCGUGACAUCGUGUGUGAAAUGCCUAGGGAAAGGAAGGCUGUCCUCCGGUGGCCGAAAGUUCCCUCUGAGUAAUAGCCCAUGUUAUAUUAACACUGCCAUCUAGGAUCGCCAGGCCGUUAAUCGAUUAUAUUUACACUGGCCAACUGAAAGUCUGUGAAGCCAGUGCUGCUGGUCUAGUGGUGCUCUCGAAACAACUGUCACUAACUCAUGUUGAAGAGUGGGCGGUGAGUUUCAUUGUUGCCAGGUAAGUGUUCUUGCGUUCUCACUAACUUUCAGGUUAAAUUCGGAAAAUAUAGCAAACAACUGGAACUUUGCGCAGAUGCUGAAUAGCGAUCGCUUAAUGACCGCCUGCCUGCAGCAUAUCAAAACAAGCUUUGAGGCCACAAUUACAAGUGACUUUUUCAUACAGCUGCCAUCUGACACCGUCUUGUCCCUACUGCGGGCAGAUGACCUCCAAGUGGGCAGUGAAGAGAGCGUGUUCGAGGCGAUUAGGUUGUGGGUCAGUCCGUGCGGCGAGAUUGAUGAAAUUCGAGUGGUCCAUGCGGCAGCAAUGAUGAAAGAAGUACGAUGGGAUCGAAUAAACCCCGAAUUCAGAUACAAACUACUUGAUAAUGACGGCUUUUGGAACAGAAAUGUGGAGUGUUUGUGAGUUGCUGAACCACUCUUGACUUCUCAAACUGUCAGACGACUUCUAGGUCGUAUAGCUGGCUGGUUCGAAUGCCCAUCUUCAAGGGCGGGCAGAGAGUGUCCGUUUAAUACGAAUCGCAGAAUUACGCAGGAGGAAAUCUGUCUCAUUGGUACAUCGGCAUCCAGUGGUCAAUCGGUGCUGAUCCGGUACGAUGCCAAUACAAAGACCUCAGAGCAACUGAAUGUAUUGGGAGACCGAAGUUAUGCGGCCUUUGUGGCUAUUGAAGGUGGGCUGUAAACCGUUGAAUUUUAAGCGACGGUAUAAAUUAUUCAAAUUUUUCGAUCACAGUUUGUUUUCACACAAUUUGAGCAGUCAGUAGCGCUGUAUGUGCGACCGAACAAUCGCACUGUGACGGAACGAGUUUCUUAAGCUUAACGCUUCCAACUCGGGACAUCAUCAACUUACCUUACUCCGUGUUGCCCAUCCUUUUUAUAUUUAGUUGCAGAACACAGCACAAGUUCGACAACCCUGGUCGAGAUUGUGUUUACCAGAUUCUUUUCUUUAAACAACGCAAGUACUGAUGGUUCACUCAGAAGGGGGAUUGCGAAACGCGAUUACAUCGACAGUAUUGUCCUGUUUCAUCGAAUCACACGGCUAAUCUAUCUUCCCGUGUACCUUCAUGGGUUAUCACAAGCGUUAAUUUGUCGUCUCUACUGAUGUUCAGUAGGUCCCUGUCCUCUCGCCAGUCCUCUUCAACUGUGCGAUGGAACGCGGUCAUCGCUUUGCGACUGAGAGCGUCUACAUAAGACUGAGUGCAUUAUUCUUGGCUCUCGACUAGGCUCAAAAUACUCACACGCCCCGGAAAUCUUCGGAGGGAACUCACUUCUCCCGUUGACUGUGGAGUUCCUAAAUGCUGAGAUAGUGUCCGAUGUUCGGGAGUAGAACAGCAUCUGAGCAGAGAUUCCAUUGGUUCGCCAGGGCCCCUUUAGACGGUUAAAUUAGCGUUAUUUCCGUUGAACAAGUCUGCUUCUACAACACCAGUUUGGAAAGUUCCUCGUAUUUUCGUCCGUAACAUAUGGCUUUGUCAGUAAGAAGAUCACUUGGUUUUGCGCUGGCCUAUUAGCCAGGAGUCCCGGUUUCUUUCUUCUGACCUAUCAUGCCUGAGACUACUGGGAGUGAGCCUUAUGGAGAACAAGCGGACGCCUACCCGAUGUCUGACUUCCGCUCCGCUGGGAAGUUUCACGCACACCGACGCCACAGCUCUGGGAAGCGAGAAAGUAACUAAUGCUCUUGCAAUAAAGGAAAUCAGUAAAGGGGAACAUUUUUUAAAUCUCGCUGUCAGCGUUACCCCUCCCCCCCCCGGCGGACACAUCUUUUUAUUGUCUCUAGGUUUCUAUACUCACCUUUUUUACACCACUUCUUUUUAUACAAAAACAGACUGCGUAUUUGCGAUCGGAACAUCGGAUCAAUACGGCAGAUAUAAAAAAGUUGAAAAAUUUGAUACGAGGGAACUUGGCUGGAGCGCACGGGCGCCGCUCUCCACGGAGUGGCAGUACCAUGCCGCAGUCGCUGUUCCAGUGGGUCGGGAAUACGUUGCAUGUGUUUUUGGAGGAUACAACUGUAAUGGAUACGACUAUCUGAACACCUGUGAGCUCUAUUCUCCACAGGAGGACAGGUGAGUACCCGAGGUUUGUAAAUUUAUGUAAAAAAGACGAGGCCAGGAUGACCGUUGCCGACUUACUUGACAGUCAUUAACCGGUAAGACUCGGGGUUCAAACCGGGCACCAAGUAAAAAGGGCUGCGUCCUGUCAACCGUUCUUGCUCAAAAGGUUUAUCACUUAGUUUCCCCCCUUCACAUGGGACGUUAAGAUAUCUGCGGGAAUUGUUCACCAUCGCACAUCUACGAUCUCCCCUUUAGUAUAUGCUUUUCCCGAAAUUUCGGCAUUAUGCAGAGCUUUUGUGGUCACAGCGGAAGGUAAUGACAAAAUAUAUGCCUACUAUGACCUACUAUAUUUAUCAAAGUAGGCGUUGUUCGGUAGAGUUUUUGGUCGGAGUCCGGUCAUGCCCUUUGGCGGGUCGCUUACUAGCUUGGACUCUGACCCCGCGUAUACUAGCGGUUUAUUCACUCACCUCAUUUCUUCUAACUGAUUAUUCUUUAUUCUCCUUGGAAUUGGUGAUUGAUUUUCGUUUAAUCUCUUACCGCAGAUAAGGCUUUACAGUAGUUUUCUUGAUUUAUUUCACAAUUCUCCGGAUUUUUCUAAAUCCUGGUUGUGAGGCCCCGCCCGUAUAACCUCCAUUACCAUUCACUGGUUAUCUUUUUUCUGAUUCCUUGCUUUCAGGUUCUCUGUCGGGCUGCACCAUCAUGUUCUCCCAUUUUAAUUUUUGGCUAUCUCGUGUGACAAAUUCGAGUCUGUAGUGUUCUUGAUGUGACCUGUAUGGCACUCGCACUCAGAGGGGAUCUGGGCAGUCCCCGCUUAUUAUCUUUGCAUCCCUGGUGCAUCGUGCGCGGACCGGGCCUGUGUGUCGCGUGGAGACGUGAUGAUUAGGUUUGUCAGCCGCUGCCCCCGAUCCCGUCUCGCUCGUACUGAAUUUGUCUUUCCACCGUGACGGAGAAUAAAGUGCGGCAGAUGAUGUGCAAGUCUGCUAUUGUUUUGAACUAUAGUAGGUGGGCCGGCUUUUGGGUGAGCUUCUUUCCGACCGCCUGCAUAGACUUCAAUGCAAAAAUGGCUACUUAAGUAAUAUGAAUUUUCCCCACUAGUUUUCGGUACUCAUAUAAAAUCAGAUAUAUUUUUCAGAAAACAUGCACAAAAACGUCCCUUCUUAUACUUAUUAGGUAGCAAGUUACAUUUUUCUUCGAUUCAAUGCUUGGAAAAAGUAUCUUUUGGUUUCGAAAAGUUUCCAAUUAUGAGUCUUUUAAGACCGUGAGCUGUCGAAUCAUACAGCAUCUCAUCAGCGCGUUUAUUAAUGCUGCUUACCAAGUGGACGACAUCGUCCACCUUGAUUACGAAUUUUUAUGAGCCCUAUGUGACAUCUUUUACUGGCGUGUAGAAAAGUAUGUUUUUUCUUACGUGGAAAGUGCGCGGCUUGUAUUUGGAAACCCUGAUUGCAAGCGUAGCCGCAGGUAGGGUUCAAAACUACUCGAAAGCUGAAAAAGUUUUUUUUUUUAAACUGAAAAGUACUUUUCUUCAAGUAUACAGUUUGAGGAAGACGUAAUUAGCUACAAGACGAGUACAGGAAGGAAUAUUUGUGCAUAUUUUCUAUGGAAUAUGUUUGAAUCUAUAAGGUAUCAAGCUCAUUGUGAAAAAUCCAUACUAAUACUUAAAUAAUUAUUUUUUACGGACGUGAAAAUCCAUACAAAUACUUAGAUAGUCACCCUUUAACAGAGUGUAGUUUAUGCAGGUGGCCGGAAAGGACCUCUUUCAAAAGACGGAAUCCUGUGGGAUUAUGCUGCAAUAUUGCAGCCCCACUUAUAAGCAAUCAUUGCGGUUUGAAAACCCAUUUCAGAAGUUCAACCAAAAUUUCGUGAGAUAGCACAUCUACUUCAAGUCCCCGUGCUGGCGCCCAGUAGGCUGUGAGGCACACAGCAGAUAUCGGCGUUCGCAACGGUCGAACUGACAUGCUUACUUUGAAACUUCAUGAAAUGCAAACCUGUUAGUUGGAGUUACAGCAUACCAUACUGGCAGCCCAGGUACAAGCUAAAAGCCUGGUAUUCUGUAACCUCAAUAUAUACUAAUAGCUACCUGUUGGCAGUUUGGUUAGUAUUAGGCGGUUAUCUCGCUGUGGCUGAUGGAAUUCGACCCAAAUAUCCAAAUCAAAUUUCCAUCUGUGUCUAUAGGCCCUGGUUCCAACUACUUCUUCUCCUAGAUGGCAACAAAUCUGUUCAACUAUUCCCCUUAUUAUUUGCCAACCGUAUACAAUAUUUUAGUUAACUUAAAAGUAGUCUGUUUAUAACCCGGGGAAUGACACGGAUGUUCCUCGAAGACGGAACUCUCAUUUAAGAAGUACGCAUUUGACAUAAAAUGCAAAAAAAUGCUUGUUACACCUCACUGCAACGUAGCUAUUACUACUGCACUGGAAAGUUUCCUGAAGUUGGUGAUUAGGGAUACCCACUGUGUCAGUGUGUCAGACGUAGUAAACAGGCUGGAUUGUCUGCACUUGCCUACUUGUGCCAUUCUUCUCACUGCCCCACCUUACUGCAGAUGGUACGCGCUGCCUCAGUUGAAAGAACGCAGGCAGUGCGCAGCAGCGGUUGCACUGCCAGACGGUCACGUAUUUGUCAUCGGUGGUUAAGACGCAUCUGGCUACCCGUUGAACUCUGUGGAGACAUGCCAUCUACGUGAGCCAGCAGACUGGCAGGGACGGCGAAACAUGUCGGGCGACUUUUGGAAGAAUGCUGCUUCCAUGGCGUCCGCGCGCAGCGGCCACGCAGCGGUUGCAUUUCGGGGCAGCAUCUUCGUCGCUGGGGGCAGCACCUCUAGUGGGAGGUCUGCGGUCGAGGUCUUCGCCCCGCCGGACAAUCAGCAACCCUUGGGACAGUGGACCCAACUCAUUAACAGCACCUUGAAAUGGCCUAAUGGUUCGUUCGUCGUUUGGCAGGACAGGCUCUUUUCUUUUGGUGAGUGCCCAGCCCUGUUUUCCCUGGUUUAGUUGGUUUUUCUGUUCUCUAUCUUGUGCCAUUCGAAUUUGUAGAGCAGAGGUAAAGGGCAGAUCUCAGCCGUUCUGACUGUUAAGACAAUCUAUUGCCGUUCUCCGUUUCAUGCACACUUUUCGCAGAUUUUCUCUGUGUGGUGGAGGACUGCAAGUGGGGUUCAAUGGUCCCUUCCAACUGCGACCUCUAUGAAAACCCCAUUUAAAUGGGAUCCGGGUGGUGGUCCCCCAUUUAUGUGCAAACCCCUUCCACUGUGUGUGGCCCGUGGAAACGAGCCACUUAGAUUUGUCGGCUAUUGCGCCUGAACCCGCAGUAUGUUUUGUCACCGAGCCGAGCUUGGCGAGUGGAGGAGAGAGCGUCGCGGAGCCUGCUAUCACGCCGUUGUCCUGUGCCCAGCAUGUUGUGGGACACACGGUGGAUGUCGUCGUUCGUGACCGUUGAACUGUCGGUAGCAUAUUUUCUCAGUGUGUAACUUAGCUGUGUGUACCUGGUGUUCAAUGGAGUAGUCCUGCCCUACACUUAUGAAUGGAUUUUGUAGGAAUAAGGAAACUGAGAAUUCAGUAGCACUCUUGCCUGAGAAUUAUUUUCCUAGUGAGUUACAAAAACUUUGCCUCUAAUGAGGUAGUUGACAUUCUCUGCAAACCCGAGGAGAAGUCCCUCGGCCACUCCUACUUGAUGAAUGUAGUGCCGUUGUCUUGAGUGUAGUCUCCUGUAGGGUACAAAGAGUCAACAUAAAAUUUAGCUUGCUGCUGUUCUGCAGACGUCCGGUUGCUUUUUGCAUUUCGUCCCCACCGCUAGUGGGAGGUAUUGUAUCGAGCCCGACCAGCCAACUCUCCCUCAUGGCAUCAUCAAGGCCAUAUAGGUAGACGAUUUUUAAUUUUACCGAUUACUCAGCUGUUUGACAGAAAUCCUUAAACGGCACCCAGCCAGAGCCAUUGGUAAUUGUGCGCUUAGUAUCAUAUGGCCGUUUUCAUUUUUGCUGAGAUUAAUCACUGUUCAUUUUCCUGAUUUUGAAGGCUCGAAGGAUUACUCGUCCGUCUCAAUGCUGGAGUUCGUUCCACCACCAAGUUCGUCAACACCAUCGCUUAAGGACUAUGCAUCCUGGAGAUGGUCGGAUCGGGGGAAGGUCGAUUGCUUAAAGUCUAUCCAAAAAGCGUUCCUUCUGCACUAACUGUUAUAUUUGCCUAAAUUUUAUACUAUUUGCGCUUACAGUGCGAUUUGUUAAACCGCCUAAAUGGUUCCCUUGUAAUAAAUUGACGCAGACGCGUUGCAUUCUUAAAAUUCCAUUUCGUGUCGGAUAUGAAUUUAGGAGGUCGAUGACGGAGUCAGUAGCAGGUAUCGGCAGCUGCGGUCACAUCUGGUCUAGAUGGAGUCAAUAGUCCCGCGGAGCCACUAAGCGACCGAAGCACUUGUUGUCCAUUGACGAGGACCCGGGAUCCAGGCACCACCAACAAUUCGACCGUUACAUCCGACGAUGUCCACCGUGUUUUCUACAGCAAGGUGAAGCUGGCACGAUGACUUGCGCGUGAAUUAGUUUAUAGUGGGAGUAUACUUGCGAAGCAUCUACUGCGUUCUCUGCCCCUCCCGCCUGCGCACUGUAUCAAAACAGUGUCAAGAAGACCGGAGGCGAGGAGGGCACAGGCGUCUGGCACGGCCGAACACGCAGCUGAGCGUACCACCACACCCCCUGGUCUACAACGAACGCUUGACCAGGAUUUAAAUCAACAACAACAACGGAAAGACGAGGAUGACUGGACAGCCAUGCACACGACUUGUACACCCGGCGGGCGCGCAAACGCAUCUACCACCGGAGAACUGCUAGCGCGCACCGAACUGCGGGGACCAUGGUUUGCUGAUCAUGGCAUAGCAGACACUCACAAACCUUGGGGCCCAGGCAUCAGCACCAUCACCACCACCAUGUCUGUGGGCCUGCGUCGAGUCAGCAUAUCAGCCUCUCUCCUAAUCGCCUCCGAAAAGCCUAGGGAAUUGGAUGUGGAUCAGCUGCAUAGCAAUCAGGUGGGGGCACGAGGAACGUGCUUAAACCGCCCGAGCUUUUGUUUCAUGGAUUGUCUCAGAUAUCCAGAGCACUUCGUCACUGUAGUCGCAGCUGGUGUACUUUCCUCGAAAGGGGGGUUCUCGAAAAACGAUGCUCGAAAACACCGGAAUUCCCUUUCUCUUUUACGCGUAGAUGUUUUUGCGUUGACUGCAAUGACGGCCAGUUACCGUUGCUUACUCCCUCGAUCCGGGCUGCAGAGAUGCUCCGACGUAUGAAUUGAUUGCCGGAAUCGACCUGUCGGCGUGUUCGGGAAGCACGUGAUCCGACACGUCCUCAUCACUGGUUUCACACCACGCACCGUCCUGCUGUCACCCGCAUAACUCAGAAGAUGAAGAUGCGAUCACUGGGACUGAUCGCAUCUUCAUCUUCUGAACUGCUACCUGGGACUCGCCUGUUCGCUUCUAUCAGCACCCGCAUAACUGCCAAAUCUCGCUGACCAGCAUGUUUGCCAGGUCGACCGGAAAAAGUGCAUCAGUUCUCCUACGUUUGGGGUGAGUGCCUCAUUGCGACUCGAAGGUCGUCCUAGAUGUGUUUUAUCUGGAACUUCGCGCUUUCUGGGUCCUACCGUACAUGGCGUGGCAGACGUGUAGCGUUUUCGUUCGAGUGGCAUGGUUGGACGGGCGUUCGUUUCGGGUGUGUUUAUCCUCUGACUGCCACAUGAUAUUUUUUGACACAUACUGUACGGGAUGGGGUGUAAGUUGUCUCCGCAGGCGGAACCUUUUACAGAAUUGCUGCCGUGAUUAAUUGAUGUCAGUUAUUCACUUGGUUUGUCCAUAAAUGUUGGAAAAAUCAAGGGGUAUUCGAACUGUGUCUCUGGCUAGGAGAUGGCACGUCGUGAGCUUGGCGGUCGUCAGUUUGAAGAAGGAGACUACCUUCAAUAUGUCGGGGCCAGGUUGGACAAAGUAAGGUUGACAUCACUGGCUGGAUCGACGCUGUCCACUGGGUUUACAAGAAUUAUUGCGGAUACACACAUGCCGCAGUACCCGAAUCGUAGCAAUGGUCCGCGUGUAUCUUGCAUUGAUCUGGACAGUCUCCCCGUGCAUCACUAAAUGUUUAAAUGUAAAUAAGUCUUUUUGCAAUGCCUUCCCUGCAUUUCUAUCGUGUCGGUCGACUUAAUGCGCGCAGAAAUUCUCGUAGACCAUUAGGUCACCAAUGGGAACACCGGUCCGAUCCCUAAGCAGGAGAUGUCAGCCGUUGUCUACCGACUUCAAUGCAGCUGUGGAAGGUGCAACUACGUUGGGGAAUCCGGCCGAUGGCCGCAAACGCGAAUGCACGAGCAUGAGUUGGCCGUGCGAAGGUUGGUCGGAGGUAACUGACGCCAAGUGCCUGUUAUCAAAGACUGAGAUAUUAGUUGCGAAUGGAGGCGAAUAUGCGAGGCCCAGGUUCUUGUUGUAAAGAGGAUGAACGCGCGAUCACAGAGACAGUACGAGCUUUCGGACUCGUACAGGAGGCCAUCAUCAGGGACUGUGAGAAAUCGACGUUAGUAAUAUGUCGUCCGCGGGAGAACAGUAGCAGUGAAGGAAUUAAAAGUGGACAAGGAUAUAAUAAUGCUGCCAGCCGGCAAAGGAAGAGCAAUCGUCGUGAUGAGCCACGUCGAUUACAACAGGCAGGCACAAGCCCACCUCGACGACCAACAGUCCUACAAAUCCACGCUUCCCUCGGUGACUGAUCAACUAAUCGGACUUUUGAACCGACUCAGGCACGACAGUGUGAUAUGUCUGGACGAAUGGCGACAGAUGAAGCUAACGGAUAUGGGACUGGCCGGGUUUUAAGGAUUACCCAAAAUCCACAUGCCAAAUGUGCCCCUUCGGCUAAUCGUUACCUUGAAAAACAGCCCCACUUACAAUCUAUCCAGAUGGAUGGCCCGGAAACUUAAUUUACUCCGAAAGGGCUCGAAAACCUCCAUCAAUUUGGCCUCCCAAUUCCUGGUCGACAUCCGAGGAAAAACUGUCCGUUCUGAUCAAAUUAUGGUAUCCUUUGACGUGAUUUCAUUAUUCACAUCCAUCAAACCGUACGUGACACGCGACAUUCUACGUAAACGGCUUGAAGAAAACUAUGAAGAAACGAAUAGACUUCUAAAAAUCGGCCAUUGACUGUGACUAUUUGUCUUCUGCAAACAAACCUUUUUUCCCCUCCAGUGGCAGAACACACGAGCAGAUCAAACGAACGCUGCUGAGUUCGCCAAUAUCCAGCCUGGUUGCGGAAGUAAUCUUACAGGAGCAGGGAAAUGUCGUCUUCAACCACAAUGAACCUACAUUUUGACGCCGAUACGUGUACGGCACCUUCAUUAUAAUUGAAGGGAGCAGACUAGUAGACUUUCAAUACCUGCUGAAUGCUAUCUGCCUCGACAUUCAGUUCACAAGCAAAGAAGAACAUAACGAACAGUUGUCUUUCAUUGACGUUCUCGUCAGACGUAGACCGAAUGGAGAACUCAGCACCACGGUGUAUAGAAAGGAGACUAAUACGACUCAGGUUCUCAACCACCACAGCAAUCAUCCGAUGGCACAUUAACGCGGCUGUGUUAGAGCACUCUUCAUAAGGGCAAAAACGCAUUGCAAUGAACCAGAGGGACAAGUACCAGAACUACGGCAUCUUCCUGAACAACUGGCAAGGCAUGGAUACCCAAACAGCUUCGUCAGCGCUGCCUCCGAAAGCACCCACGGCGAACAAACGGAGGAGAGCCACCAACACUCUGGCACCCUCUACCAUAUAUAAAGAACGUGUCCGAAGCGAUGCAACGUAUCGCUGGGGAGCUCGGCGUGGGUAUCGCUCAUCGUCCGACAGCGACCAUACGCAACAAAAUCAUGCGAGUGAAGGACCGACUAUACGCAGGAGAACAAUCUGGUGUCGUUUAUCAGAUUCCAUGCCGUGACUGUUCCCUCCAUUAUGCAGAACGGACCGGAUUACGACUUAGCUCGCGAAUAACGGAGCACAAACGGGCAGUCCAGAGAGGCGAUCCACUGUCCGAGGUCGCUACUCACAUCCUGGAGGAAGGAUACGAAUUCAACUUUGCGAGCACACGGAUAAUGACGCGAGCCAGCAAUAAGACAGGGCGAAAACUGCUGGAGACCUGGGUUUCUGACACCAACGCCAUCAGCGGACACGUCGAUAUACCCGCCUGCUACCACGUGCUCCGUUCUCGCGGCCAAGAGGCGGGGUCCAAUUCCCAGCCAAGUGUACACGCAGCCCCGUCGCCGUGA